AUGGCAACCUUCUUCACGCUGCACGGCAGGUUUCGGCUGAUCGACCUGGUGUGGCAGUUGUCCACGGAUGUGGUCGCGGCCGCGGCGCCCGACCCCACCACGGGGUCCACGAGGUGGCAGCCCGUGAUGAACGUGCUGGGGAGGCUGCCUUACUUUGGCGUCGACGAGGGCAACGAGAGGUGGCCGACGUUUCUCAGCAAGGAGCUGGCGCAGGACCUCCUGGACACCCCGGUGUUCGAGGGUGGACGCGCCCGGGUUGCGGACCUGCGCACGUGCUGCCCAGCAGGCCCGGGGGCGAAGCUCGGUCUGAUGCUGCUGUUCAACCUGCCCAGGACGCCCACGCAGCGCCAGGCGAUUCCGUUGAUGCGCUCGCUGCUGGAGUCCGCGAGCGGGCCAGGCGGCUGGGCGCACGGGAACCCCUCGGAGCUGGAGCUGCAUGACAUCCAGUUCAUGCUCUGCGAGUUGCAGAAAUUCUUGACCUUCAACGCCAGGAACAGCCUCCGCUACUACAGGUGCGGUGCUCCCGCGCCCUCGGCGCUGCCUCGCCGUCGCGAGCUGGAGUCCCUGGAGGAGGCGCUGCUGCUCUUCGGCCCCGGCGCGCGCGCCGUGAGCGCGGAGGAGCUGCUCCAGCUGCACGGUUGCUGGCAGGGCCUCCCCGCGCAGGCGGCUGGCCCCAGCGAAGGCCUGCGGAGCGGGGACCGCGUGCGCCUCCGGGAGGCGGGCGGCGCGCGGCUGCUCGCGCUGGGCAGCGGCCGGCAGCUCCGGCCCGCGGCGUCGACGGCGGAGGCCGUGGCCGUGGUCCUGGAGCGCAGCGGCGGGCCCGGCCUGGCGCGCCCGGGGGACGAGGUCUUCCUGCGGGCCCCCGACGGCACGCACCUGGCGGCGCGCGCGCUCGCCGGCGGGCGCUGCGUGGUGGACGCCCCGCUCGCCAGCGGGCGCUACUGCGCCGAGCGGGCCUGGCGCCUGCAGGCGGCCGCGGGCGCUGCCGCGGGCGGCGGCUCUGGCGCCUCGGGCACCGCGGAGCAGGCCCUGGGGCUGCAGCCCUGCCGCGGCGAGCUCGCGGGCGGCACCCUGCAGUUCUCCCGCGACGGGCGGCUGGCGUGCGCCCCGCCGGCGCCGCGCGGUGGCGGGCAGCCCGUGGUGCUCGAGGCGGACCUGCGCGGGCACGAGGCGCUGGAGCGGGUGCGGCACGAGGUCUGGGAGGCCCUCCAGGAGGGGCUGCGCACGGGGCGGCUGGUGCAGGAUGCGGAGGGCGCGCUCGCCCUGGGCGACGCGGGAGGCGUGCGGCGCCGCCUCGUCGGGGCCGCCGGCUGA
Prorocentrum cordatum is the source of this 1314-nucleotide messenger RNA. The record is from the annotation of a GenBank genome assembly. Lineage: Eukaryota; Dinophyceae; Prorocentrales; Prorocentraceae.